Molecule: messenger RNA, 1374 nt
Organism: Amaranthus tricolor (Joseph's coat)
Lineage: Eukaryota; Viridiplantae; Streptophyta; Magnoliopsida; Caryophyllales; Amaranthaceae
Product: annexin Gh1-like
Exons: 5
Coding region: 237-1187 (316 amino acids)
Cellular component (GO): cytosol; cytoplasm
Molecular function (GO): calcium ion binding; calcium-dependent phospholipid binding
Source: RefSeq, a predicted model, not a curated record
AACCUGUCCGAUCGUUACAAAAUUUGAAAACCAAUCGUGUUCUUAAUUUUUUCUGUAAACCUUUUUCCUUAAAUAAACUACUCAUUUUAAAAUCCCCAUACGCCAAUAAUGACCCAUCAUUCCUUCCCUUUUCCUCGCUAUAAAUAUCAUGUUACCAAUGAAAAGUCACCAAUUCUGGUUACAUUCAUCAAUCAAUCUAUCAAUCAAAUCCCUAAAGAGAGAUCUCAUUUCAGAAUAUGGCCUCCCUUUGUGUUCCUGCAAAUCUCCCUGAUGUUGCUGAAGAUGUUGAACAACUUCACAAAGCUUUUUCUGGUUGGGGAACAAACGAGGAUUUGAUCAUAACAAUAUUGGGUCACAGGAAUGCAUACCAAAGGAAGUUGAUCCGUGAGGUUUAUGCUUCUACUUAUGGUGAAGAUCUGCUUAAAACCCUUGACAAGGAGCUUACUAGUGAUUUUGAGAGGGUAGUUCAUUUGUUUACCCUGGAUCCUCCAGAACGUGAUGCAUUUUUGGCUAAUGAAGCUACUAAGAAGUUUACUUCUAGUAAUUGGGUACUUAUUGAAAUUGCUUGCACUCGAUCUUCUGAGGAUCUCUUCAAUGCUAGACGAUCUUAUCAUGCCCGUUACAAGAAAUCUCUUGAAGAAGAUGUAGCUCAACACACUUCUGGAGACUUCCGCAAGCUCUUGGUUCCUCUGCUGACUUCAUACAGAUAUGAAGGUCCAGAAGUAAACACACAUUUGGCCAAUUCAGAGGCUAAGAUACUCCAUGAGAAGAUCUCACACAAGGCUUAUAAUGACGAGGAUUUGAUUAGAAUCAUUGCUACAAGGAGCAAAGCACAGCUAAGUGCCACGCUCAACGCCUACAACAAUGACUAUGGUCAUGCUAUUACCAAGGAUCUUAAGGAGGAUCCGAAAGAUGAUUACUUGAAGUUGCUUAGGGCAACUAUCAAGUGCCUAACCUGCCCUGAGAAAUACUAUGAGAAGCUCCUUCGUCUUGCUAUAAACAAGAUGGGAACAGAUGAAUCUGCUCUGACUAGAGUCGUGACUACACGUGCUGAAGUGGAUUUGAAACGCAUCAAGGAAGAGUAUUAUCGCAGAAACAGCGUUCCUCUAGAUCGCGCUAUUGCCAAGGACACUAAUGGAGACUAUGAGAAAAUGUUGAUUGCCUUGGUUGGUGCCGAAAGUGCUUGAGGAACAUAUAGGAUUCUAGAGGGAUGGGCUCCUGCUGGACUUAAGUUUCUGAGAGAGUAUGCUUUGUGAAAGACGCUGUUAUGGUUGAAUUUUUCCGUUUUUUAUGUGGUUCUUGAACUUUUGGAUGAAUAAAGAUUACAAUGCUUAUUAUCAGCCCAUACUUUAUUGCUUAAUUUUAAGACACAAA